This is a messenger RNA of Microtus ochrogaster (prairie vole), 4240 nucleotides long. It is a transcript of the gene Wdr13, whose product is annotated as WD repeat domain 13. Gene Ontology annotation, cellular component: nucleus. Gene Ontology annotation, molecular function: promoter-specific chromatin binding; protein binding. The record is from RefSeq and is a predicted model, not a curated record. Lineage: Eukaryota; Metazoa; Chordata; Mammalia; Rodentia; Cricetidae.
AGAACUCAAGGGGUGGAGCCUCUAUCCUUUUACAGGAAACUACAAUCCUUUAAUGCGCCUGCGAGGCUCCCACGCCCUGGGAAAGGUUCCUAUCGAUUUGCUCUGUGCUCCGCAGCUCUUUCUGGCUGCAGGCAGCCAUCUUGCCUGGAGCUUGAGACAGGGAAGAGAGAAGGAAUUGGUGACACCGGGCUCAGGGCCGCCCCGGGGGCCUCGGGAGCCAGGGGCAGCCCCGGAGGUGGUCCUGGGUCCUGGGCAAUGCUCUAGGGUCACAAAAGGGAGGGGCAGAGGACAGAGGGCUUGAUGGGUGGAGAAUCAAACAAGAUUUGCUGGGUGGGGGAGGGGCGUUGCUGAGGCAACUGGAGAGGGCGGGGUCAUGUCUGAAUUGCUGCUGUGAGUCACCCGGAGUGCUGCCCAGGAAAGGCAGGGCUGGGGUGAUGACCAUGCUAAAGACCCAGUGGGAUUUCGCGACAUCACCUGUGUGGAGGGACUUCGUGUCUAUGGCAGCUGUCACCUGGUGGAAGGGGCGGAACUAGAUUUCCUCUGCCUGCGACGCCGGCAUUCCAAGCACUUGUCCUGCAGGCUCCCGCAGGCAGACGCAUCAUAGAAGGAAGCCAGGGAAUGGCCGCGGUGUGGCAGCAAGUCUUAGCAGUGGACGCGAGGUACAACGCCUACCGCACACCAACGUUUCCACAGUUUCGGACCCAGUAUAUCCGCCGGCGCAGCCAGCUGCUGCGGGAGAAUGCCAAGGCUGGGCACCCCCCAGCACUGCGUCGGCAGUACCUGAGGCUACGGGGCCAGCUAUUGGGCCAGCGCUACGGGCCACUCUCUGAGCCAGGCAGUGCUCGUGCCUAUAGCAACAGCAUUGUCCGCAGCAGCCGCACUACCCUUGACCGAAUGGAGGACUUUGAAGAUGACCCUCGAGCCCUGGGGGCCCGAGGACACCGCCGAUCUGUCAGCCGAGGCUCCUACCAGCUCCAGGCACAGAUGAAUCGUGCAGUCUAUGAGGACAGGCCUCCCGGCAGUGUGGUACCCACAUCGGUGGCAGAGGCAAGCCGGGCCAUGGCCGGGGACACAUCGUUGAGUGAAAACUAUGCCUUUGCAGGCAUGUACCAUGUUUUUGACCAGCACGUGGAUGAGGCAGUCCCAAGGGUGCGCUUCGCCAAUGAUGACCGACACCGCUUGGCCUGCUGUUCACUGGACGGCAGCAUCUCACUGUGCCAGCUGGUGCCUGCCCCACCCACUGUGCUCCAUGUGCUACGGGGCCACACGCGUGGUGUCUCUGACUUCGCCUGGUCCCUCUCCAAUGACAUCCUCGUGUCCACCUCCCUCGAUGCCACCAUGCGCAUCUGGGCCUCCGAGGACGGCCGCUGCAUCCGUGAGAUCCCUGACCCUGAUGGCGCUGAACUGCUGUGCUGCACCUUCCAGCCCGUCAACAACAACCUCACUGUGGUGGGGAAUGCCAAGCACAAUGUGCAUGUCAUGAACAUCUCCACAGGCAAGAAAGUGAAGGGUGGCUCCAGCAAACUGACAGGCCGUGUCCUUGCCCUGUCCUUUGAUGCCCCUGGCCGGCUUCUCUGGGCAGGUGAUGACCGCGGUAGUGUCUUCUCCUUUCUCUUUGACAUGGCCACAGGGAAGCUGACCAAAGCCAAGCGACUAGUGGUGCACGAGGGCAGCCCUGUCACCAGCAUCUCUGCCCGAUCCUGGGUCAGCCGGGAAGCGCGGGAUCCCUCACUGCUCAUCAAUGCCUGCCUCAACAAACUGCUGCUCUACAGAGUGGUGGACAAUGAAGGUACCCUGCAAUUGAAGAGAAGCUUCCCCAUUGAGCAGAGCUCACAUCCCGUGCGCAGUAUCUUCUGCCCCCUCAUGUCCUUCCGCCAGGGGGCCUGUGUGGUGACAGGCAGUGAGGAUAUGUGCGUUCACUUCUUUGAUGUGGAGCGGGCGGCCAAAGCUGCUGUCAACAAGCUGCAGGGCCACAGUGCGCCUGUGCUUGACGUCAGCUUCAACUGCGACGAGAGUCUGCUGGCUUCCAGUGACGCCAGUGGCAUGGUCAUCGUCUGGAGACGAGAGCAAAAGUAGGGUUCUGCCAGCCCUGCACAGCUCACUGUUCCCUCCUCUCUAGUCUUGUGUUGUAAAUAAAAUUUCUGUGGUUGUGUUGAGGGGCAACUCCCAGGUCUCUCCCACAAGGAGGCACUAGGGAGUACUGAGCCCUCCGGUUGAUUGGGGAUGGCUUCCUCAGUUGUGCAGUAAUGUGUUCAUCCAUUCAACAAGCCCUGAGUAUUUGCUGUGAUGUGUCACGUAGUUGUGCAGUCAGUAGACAGGAAUGAGAGUACCAACUGUGAUGUCAGGAACUGUUCUGAAAAGGAAGGAUACUGCUGUGGCCUCAACCAACAGAAAUCCUGCCCUUGUGGGCUUGCAUCCUAGGAGAGGCAAGCAUUCGGUAGACAAAGUACAGCCAUUCCUCGGAGUAUAAUUUGCUUUAUAAUUUUUCAACUUUUUGAUCUUACAGUGCUACAGAAUCACACACAUAUACCCAGUAUUGUUUUCUACUUUCAGUGUGGUGUUCAGUAAAUUACAUGAGCUAGUCAACAUUUUGUUAUAAAUUAGACUUUACAUUAGGUAAGUUUGCCUACCUGUAGAAUAAUGUCAGUGUUCUGAGUGCAUUGGAGGCAGGUGGGCUAAGCUAGGGUGUUUGGUAGGUUAGGCAUGUUAAUGCGUUUUCAAUUAAGACAGAUUCAUCCAGAAGCAUCUGUAUAAACGAGGAUAGUUAAAGAUGAGUGGCAUGAAGAAAAACAAAGGGAGGGAAGGAGACGAGGUUGCAGGAACGGGAGGAGUGGGAGCUUCUUUCAGCAAUGCUAUCAGGAGAAAUGUUCCUGACAGGAUGGUGUUUUAAAGAUCUGAAUGAAAUGAGGGAGGUAACAGAAUAUCCUCAACAGAAAGAGGCACUGAGACUGGAGUGUCAGAGGAUGACCAAGCCGAGUGUGAUAGGUGACAUUAGACAGGGCUUUAGGGCUUCUUGGACCGUGGUGAGGAGCUUGACUUUUCCUGAUCCUGAGUGAGGGAGGUUGGAGUGAGGAGUCAGACAGCCAUAGAGAAAUUAGGAGAGGAAUGUUGAGUUCAACCGCAGCGGCUUCAUCAGAUUAGGUUAUAAAACUUCCCAAGAUGACAGCUUCUGUGCGGGUGGGCCCCACACUUACCUGUGGCCCACAAACAGGAAGUAGAAGUGUUGAGUUCUUUGAGUUCUAGGUUGGCACGCAGGCACCCAUGGACUCGGGCUGAGCUACAGCCCCUGAGGAAGAAAUAGAAAAUCUGUAAGUUCACCCCUAUCUCCUCCCAUGUCCCUCCAGGGCCCCAAUUUAAGCCCUGGACCAGGUCAGAGACCAAAUGCUAAUCUCUAAUAUUGGGUAUUAGCAAGGAAAUAAGUUCCAGACUUAUUGUCCAUGAUUAGAAUCAUGAAGAAUUUUCAGUUUGAAGAAUCACUAGGAGCUCUUAGAGCUAGCUCAUCCUCCCAGAUUCAUAUGCUGCUACUUUUGCAUCAGGUGGAACUGCAGCUAACAUCUUGGGACCUCAGUCACCAACCUAGUAGCACAGUGUUGCUGAGCUGUGGAACUAGCAGCAGAUCUUUGAUGGAAGGAGAUAAUUCCUUGUUUGUUUAAUCUGUUUAUUAGUGUGAUCACUUGUAGCCAAAAGCAUGUCUGGCUCCAUCAGUCAGAUCUUAGGCAAAUGGUUAUGAGAUAAGGAUAUCUAAGUGAGCUGGACUGGCCAUGUUGUGUCAAAGUCGUGGAAGUGUGCCAACAUUCCUAAUCCAGCUUCAGGGUCAGUGAUUUCCUAUGAGGACUGUACAGUACAGCUGAAAGAUACAGGGAAGUGUAGCAGACACCAAUUAAAUGCUGAUCUUUAAAGGGACCCUCCCAAGACUAGCAGUUCAGAACUGUGCUAACUCUUUCCUGUACCAGACAGAUUCACGGCUUCAACCAAGCUCUAUAGGUAGCAAGAUAAUUGGGGGAAAUACAAGUUUUCUCUAACUUCUGUUUCUUCAUGUUCUUCAUUUCCUUUAAUGAGUCUGGUUUCUGGGUGAUUAAUGAUGAAUUUUGUUUGCAUGAUUUUGGGGGUUUCCUCCUUGUAAAAUUUUUGAGGUGGCAGAGUUGACAUUCCACUUUAAAGUCCUCUUGGUGGCACUUUUGACUCACAACCUAAAGGAAACUAAGCACUGAGUAAACAAGGAAGAAUAAAAAUAAUGUUA